Messenger RNA from Glycine soja, 810 nucleotides. RefSeq names its product extensin-2-like. The transcript has a single exon. Lineage: Eukaryota; Viridiplantae; Streptophyta; Magnoliopsida; Fabales; Fabaceae. The record is from RefSeq and is a predicted model, not a curated record. Bases 65 to 553 code for a protein of 162 amino acids.
UAAUAGAUCAUAAUAAGUCUUCUAAAGGACGAGAGAACAAGGGCUGCAAACUCAGAUAGAGAAGAUGGGAAACAGGCAAUGGCCUCCAUUGGUCAUUGCAUUAACAUUUUGUCUAAUGGCUAUCAGUGUUGGCGCUGAUGAUAAGCCUUACUAUGGCCAACCAUCCAACUACUAUCCACACCCCACACCAACACCAUAUCACCAAGCAAACGGUCCACCUUACUAUUACAACUCACCUCCAUAUUACUACAAAUCUCCACCUCCACCCUCUCCAUCACCACCACCUCCUUAUAUCUACCACUCACCUCCACCAUAUUAUUACAAGUCGCCACCUCCUCCAUAUUAUUAUAAGUCAUCACUACAUCCAUCAUCUUCGCCUCCUCCAUCCUAUAUUUACAAGUCUCCACCUCCACCAUCUCCUUCACCACCUCCUCCAUAUGUUUAUAACUCUCCUCCUCCUCCAUCACCUUCACCACCUCCACCUUACGUCUACAAGUCACCACCCCUACCAUUACUUUCACCACCUCCACCAUAUGUUUACAAGUCCCCCUGACACCAUCUUCAUCUCCAUCACCUCCGUAUGUUUAUAAAUCCCCUCUUCCACCAUCUCCCUCACCUCUCCCUCCAUAUGUCUACAAAUCUUCAUGCUAACUCGUUGACAAGUGCACUAGUUUUUACAAGUAGUAAAAUACUCGAAAGUCUAAAUGUCGAAAUCACAUGAACUUUGUUUGUAUUUAGAUUGAUACAAAUCCAAUUUGCAAGGCAGAGAUAAGAAAUUUAAAAUAAAAAUGAGAAAUAAGAUACAAAUUU